This is a messenger RNA of Drosophila ananassae, 819 nucleotides long. RefSeq lists its product as uncharacterized. NCBI's taxonomy places the organism in Eukaryota, Metazoa, Arthropoda, Insecta, Diptera, Drosophilidae. The transcript has 2 exons. The coding region runs from base 1 to 819 and encodes 272 amino acids. The record is from RefSeq and is a predicted model, not a curated record.
AUGCAUCGACGCGGGAUAACUUGGAGCUUCACACAACACCUUGAAGACCUAGACUACGCCGAAUAUAUAUGCCUCCUAUCACACAGACUCAUCGAUAUACAAGCCAAGGCGUCCGACCUCGAGAAGAGAGCCAACGCAGUAGGCCUCUCCAUCAACGCAUCAAAGACCAAGGCGAUGCGGUUUAAUAACUCCAACCAAGGUAGCAUCACCAUCAGCGGUAAAACAGUCGAUUUCGUCGACCACUUUACCUACCUUGGCACCAUAAUAUCAUCCAGUGGUGGAGUGGAAAAAGAUGUAGAGAGCAGACUACUCAUCGAUAUACAAGCCAAGGCGUCCGACCUCGAGAAGAGAGCCAACGCAGUAGGCCUCUCCAUCAACGCAUCAAAGACCAAGGCGAUGCGGUUUAAUAACUCCAACCAAGGUAGCAUCACCAUCAGCGGUAAAACAGUCGAUUUCGUCGACCACUUUACCUACCUUGGCACCAUAAUAUCAUCCAGUGGUGGAGUGGAAAAAGAUGUAGAGAGCAGACUGUGCAAGGCAAGAUCUGCAUUCGGAAGAUUGCACCGCAUUUGGAGAAAUCAGCAAAUAAGUAGAAGAACAAAGCUGCGGAUCUUCAAUGCGUGUGUAAAAUCCAUUCUUCUGUACGGAGCUGAGACGUGGCUAACCUCCCAAAGGAUGAUGUCAAAGCUGCAGUCAUUCAUUAACAAGUGCCUCAGGAUCAUAUGUGGGAUAUUCUGGCCCAACAGAAUUUCCAACAGUGACCUGUGGCGCAACACGGGGGAGGCUCCCAUCCAUCACCAAAUCAAGAAGAAAAAAUAG